GAAAGGGGUUAGCGGAGCACCAAGAUGAGAAGAGGGAUCUCCUCGGCUCCGGACAAAGUGAUCUUGGCAGGCGUCGGCAGCUCCUCUCUGGACAGUAACAUCAUCCUCACAGCCCUGUCGGACCGCCUGAACCCGGGUCAGGCUAACACGACCUACAUCCAGAUUAUAACCACCCCGCCGCCCUGCAACGUUACACAGACACCCAAUGUGUGUGUGUCCGAGCCGCAGGUUAACAGCAUUUACACAACUCCACAACAAGCUGCAGCCAACGGAACCGGACAACGACCCGCUGUGGGCAGACCUCCGGCAAAGAGACGGUUGGCGCUGGAUGAUUCGGACCACCAGUACCAGUCCGAAGCAGCUAAAACACCAAGAGGGAGAGGAGCGGGCGCAGCGGCCAACGGGGCGCGGCUGAAGACGCCCAGAACACCAAAGUCUCCACCAGAGAAGACCCGGUAUGACACGUCGUUGGGCCUGCUAACAAAGAAGUUUGUGGAUCUUCUUGCUCAGUCCUCUGAUGGGGUUUUGGACCUGAACCUUGCAGCUGAAACCUUACAGGUACAGAAAAGGCGGUUGUAUGACAUCACCAAUGUCCUAGAAGGGAUUCAUCUUAUUAAGAAGAAAUCGAAGAACAAUAUUCAGUGGAUGGGCUGCAGUCUGUUGGAGGUGGAGGGAGCACUGAGCCAAAGACAAAUUCUCUCAGCCGAAGUUUCGGCUCUGGGUGAAGAAGAGCAGAAGUUGGAGCAGCUCAUUGAGAGAUGCAGCAUCGAUAUGAGACACAUGAGCGAGCUGCAGAGCAACCAGAGGUAUGCUUAUAUAUCAUAUCAAGACAUCAAACAAGUGGACAGCCUCCGAGACCAGACUGUGAUUGUGGUCAAAGCUCCAACAGACACCAAACUGGAAGUACCGGACCCAGACGAGAGUUUAUCCAUUCACCUGACCAGCACCAAGGGUCCAAUCGAGGUCCUGCUGUGCCCAGAUGACGAGAACGAGAUGAGUCCUGUAAAAAAUGGAAACGCGGACAUCAACGGGAACUCGCCGUUCCUGAAAGUUGUUCAAGAUCCCAGCGGCACAUCCACGUCUCCCAGCUCCUUCCUGUCUCCCCCCACCUCGUCCUCAGCCGUCUCCAUCACCACUCUGUCCCCCAUCUCGUCCACUUACACCAGUCUCCUGCAGCAGACUGAGGACCAGAUCCAGCCGCCCCAGGGCCCCUUCUUGAACCUCGUGCCCCCCAUCCUGGAUGACGACUACCUCUUAGGUUUGGGAGACGACCAGGGAAUCAGCGACUUGUUUGACGCUUGUGACUUUGACAAAAUGCCCUCUCUGGGUCUGGAUGAGCUGCUGUGCAGCUAA
Molecule: messenger RNA, 1353 nt
Organism: Nematolebias whitei (Rio pearlfish)
Lineage: Eukaryota; Metazoa; Chordata; Actinopteri; Cyprinodontiformes; Rivulidae
Product: transcription factor E2F3
Exons: 8
Coding region: 25-1353 (442 amino acids)
Biological process (GO): regulation of transcription by RNA polymerase II
Cellular component (GO): RNA polymerase II transcription regulator complex
Molecular function (GO): RNA polymerase II cis-regulatory region sequence-specific DNA binding; protein dimerization activity; DNA-binding transcription factor activity, RNA polymerase II-specific
Source: RefSeq, a predicted model, not a curated record